AUGUGGCCUUUAGACCUGAUUUCUGACUUUGCCAAAAAAAAACAACAGAACCUAGGACCUGGUUUCGAUAUCUUCGGUCUUGCUCUCCGGUCGAAUCCCACGGCCACUUCAAGAUUCAGCGCCUACCUCGAAGUGCAAAUAGAGAGGCUAUCACGUGAAAAUAUCGUCUCACCUGAGUGCAGAAUUAUUUGUGAAGGUGAAGGUGCAGAAAGUCUCAGCUGUGGCUUUGAAGAAAAUUUGAUAACUAAAGUUGCGCUUUAUGUCCUUCGCUGCCACAGCUUGGGUACUUCUACACUAUCUCAUUAUCGAAUCCGUGCAAUAUGUGGUAUCCCUCAGUCUCGAGGACUAGGAUCUUCGGCUGCCGCUGUCAUUGCCGGAGUAAUGCUGGGCAAUGAAGUGGGCCAAUUGAACCUCUCUAAGGCACGCAUGUUUGAUUAUUGCUUGAUGAUUGAACGUCACCCCGACAACAUUGGGGCUGCCCUUUUUGGCGGCUUUGUUGGAACCUCGAUGAGGCCUCUCGAUCUGGAGGAGAGAGCCCGCAUGGAGACUCCGCCUAGUGAGCCUAGUGAGGUUUUUUCUGAUGGUUUCAAGAAUCUAGGCAACUCUCCCCUCGGAGUGGGAAGGUAUCACCAUUUUCGGUUGAAUGCAGAUAUCAAGACUGUGGUCGUCGUGCCAGACUUUCGCUUGAACACAGUAGAUGCGAGAGCGCGGCUACCGAAGACUUACACGCGCGAGGAUGUCAUAUUUAAUGCUCAGCGUUGUGCUCUGCUUCCUGCCUUAUUAGGGCAGUCAACUCUAGAUACAGCUAAAAUUUCAGACGCCAUGCAAGACAAGCUCCACCAACCUUAUCGAGCUGCUUUGAUUCCAGGGUUCACUGAGGUACUGAAAGACCUUACGCCCAAAACCUACCCUGGUUUGUUGGGAGUUUCUCUCAGCGGAGCAGGACCGAGUAUUGUCGCACUCGCAACACUCAACUUUGAGCUGAUCGCCAACGCUAUCAUCACGAAAUGGCACUACCUUGCGAUCAUGAGCACUGUGGUGCCUCGGCAAGAAGACCUACGCGCUUUAAUCGAGAGAUGUGUUGUGGAAAAUUGA
This is a messenger RNA of Bacidia gigantensis, 1095 nucleotides long. RefSeq lists its product as uncharacterized. Gene Ontology annotation, biological process: L-threonine metabolic process. Bases 1 to 1095 code for a protein of 364 amino acids. Gene Ontology annotation, molecular function: ATP binding; homoserine kinase activity. The record is from RefSeq and is a predicted model, not a curated record. The transcript has 2 exons. NCBI's taxonomy places the organism in Eukaryota, Fungi, Ascomycota, Lecanoromycetes, Lecanorales, Ramalinaceae.